Molecule: messenger RNA, 3612 nt
Organism: Helianthus annuus (common sunflower)
Lineage: Eukaryota; Viridiplantae; Streptophyta; Magnoliopsida; Asterales; Asteraceae
Exons: 4
Coding region: 1-3612 (1203 amino acids)
Biological process (GO): DNA repair; telomere maintenance
Molecular function (GO): DNA helicase activity
Source: RefSeq, a predicted model, not a curated record
AUGGUUAGAGAUUGCUUCCAACAAAAUCCUUAUACCACUUUAAAGCUUCGCCUUAUUGGCAAAAGAGAACAAGAUGGUCGGACUUAUAACUUACCUACUUCCUCAGAGGUUGCUGCUCUUAUUGUUGGAGAUAUCGAUAACGCACUUGAGAAAAGAGAUAUCGUUGUCGAGACACAAACAGGUUCAUUAAAAAGAAUAAGUGAAUUGCAUCCAUCCUAUCUUGCACUUCAGUAUCCUAUUUUGUUCCCAUAUGGAGACGACGGUUACAGAAUUGACAUACCACAUAGGGGUGUCAUUGAUGUUACUAACAAGAAACGUCCGAAUUGUACAAUGAGAGAGUUUUUUGCGUAUCGUGUACAAGAUCGUAGUAACCAGUUUUCAUUGAUUCUAAAUUCUCGACGCUUAUUCCAACAGUUUUUGGUUGAUGCUUAUACGAUGAUUGAGAGCGAACGACUUAACUUUAUAAGAUUUCAGCAACAAGAUCUCAGGUCUGAUACAUAUGAGAAUAUCCGGAAACUAAGAUAUAAUGGCCAACAAGAUUUGUCUAAGGUUGGAAAACGUAUUUUCCUUCCAUCUUCCUUUACAGGCGGGUCACGAUAUAUGAUGAAAAACUAUCUUGACGCAAUGGCAAUUUGUAAAUGGUAUGGUUAUCCAGACUUUUUUAUAACCAUUACCUGCAAUCCCAAAUGGCCGGAGGUUCAAAGGUUUCUUAAGGACACAAAUCUUAAUCCGGAGGAUAGGCCUGAUAUUUUAUCUCGAAUUUUUAAAAUAAAGCUGGAUGCCAUUUGUAAAGAUUUGAAAGACCGUGAUUUGUUUGGAAAAGCUUCUGCUGUUGUUUACACUAUUGAGUUUCAGAAGCGAGGAUUGCCUCAUGCACAUAUGUGCUUAUUCAUGGAGAAUGAUUACAAACUUCCAACUGUAGACCAUGUUGAUCAGUUUAUUUCUGCAGAAAUCCCUGAUUUAAACCAAGACCCGGAACUAUAUACGCUUGUGAAAGACCAUAUGAUUCAUGGUCCAUGUGGUAAUGCUAGAAUGAGCUCUCCAUGUAUGGUUGAUAGAAAAUGUUCAAAAGGUUUUCCCAAGAAAUUUCAAGAUCACUCAACCUUGGAUUCUAACGGAUUUCCCUUAUACAGAAGAAGAGAUGACGGUUCCUUCGUUUUAAAAAAUAAAAUUCAGUUAGACAAUAGAAGUGUUGUACCUUAUAACAAAAAGCUUUUGAAAAGAUAUCAGGCGCAUAUAAACGUUGAAUGGUGCAACCAAGCGGCGUCAAUAAAGUAUUUGUUCAAGUAUAUUAAUAAAGGUCCUGAUAGAGCAACAGUUGCUGUGGUUCCGAGCAACAAUGAAAACGAACAAGCAGAAAAUGAUGAAAUUAAAGAGUAUUAUGACUGUAGGUAUAUAUCUGCGUGUGAAGCGUCUUGGAGGAUUUUUUCUAAUGAAGUUAAUUAUAGGAGUCCUUCUGUUAUGCGUCUUCCUUUCCAUCUUCCUGGACAACAAACAGUUUGUUUCGGUCCUGAUGAAGAUAUUAAUCAAGUGCUAAACAAACCAUCUGUGAACUCAUCAAUGUUUUUAGCUUGGAUGCAACGUAAUCAAGAUCCUAACGACCAUGUUGCACGUACACUAACAUACGUACAGUUUCCGCGUUUUUAUGUUUGGAAGCUUGACAAGCGUAUAUGGGUUCCGAGAAUAAAAGGAAAAACAAUUGGAAGAAUUCAUUCCGUUUCUCCUUCUACCGGUGAAGCGUACUAUUUAAGAAUUCUUCUUAACAAAGUUAAAGGACCAACAUCGUUUGAUGAUAUUAAAACAGUUAAUGGUCGAGUGUACGAUACUUUUAGAGAUGCUUGCUAUGCGCUUGGUUUGUUGGAUGACGACUCUGAGUAUAUUGAGGCCAUCAAAGAAGCAAAUAUAUCAGGUAGUGCAGGUUAUAUUCGCAAUUUAUUCGCCACCAUGUUACUGUCAAGCACAUUAUCUAGACCUGAAGUUGUCUGGGAAAGCACAUGGAAGUAUAUGACAGAUGAUUUUCUGUACAGAUUCUCAAAGUAUCAUCGUGUUUCAGGUUUAUCAAUUCCUGAUGAGCAACUAAAGAACUACGUUUUAUGCGAAAUAGAGAAGUUUUUAACUCGGAAUAAUUCAUCGCUUCGGAGAUUUUUAUCAAUGCCUUACCCGGAUACUUCAUCUUUAGAUAACUUUCGCUGCCGAUUGAUUAACGAAGAGCUUGCUUAUAACAGAACAGAGUUACAAAAUGUUUAUCAAGGUCAGGUGAAUUUGUUAACGGAUGAACAACGUGCAGUAUAUGAAGAAAUUAUGAACGCAGUUCAUGGAGACAAUGGAGGAGUAUUUUUUGUUUACGGUUAUGGCGGGACCGGUAAAACGUUUUUAUGGAAAACAUUAUCUGCUGCAAUUAGGUCAAAAGGUCAGAUUGUAUUAAACGUUGCAUCUAGCGGAAUUGCAUCAUUGCUGUUGGAGGGAGGAAGAACGGCUCAUUCUAGGUUUCAUAUACCUUUGAAUCUUAAUGAGGAUUCCGUUUGUCAUAUAAAACCAGACGAUGAUGUAGCUAAAUUACUACAGCAGACCAAACUCAUUAUAUGGGAUGAAGCUCCUAUGGUUCAUAAACAUGCAUUUGAGGCUUUGGAUAGAACUAUGCAUGACAUUUUCAAUAUAUCUAAUUCAUCCAGGUCUGAUGUUUUAUUUGGAGGGAAGGUGAUUGUAUUUGGUGGUGAUUUUAGGCAAAUACUACCUGUUGUUCCAAACGGUGGACGUCAAGAAAUUGUGAAUGCCUCAUUAUGUUCUUCUUAUCUGUGGAGUAAGUGUAAGUUGUUGACGUUAUCUAGAAACAUGAGGUUAACUGUUGGAAGACCAUCAUCUGAAGUUGAAGAGAUUAGUAAUUUUGCAAAAUGGUUGUUGGACGUUGGCGAGGGAAAUGUUGGUGGUUCCAAUGAUGGAGAAGCAAUAAUUGAAUUUAGUACAAGAGCUAUACUUGCGCCUAAGAAUGAGGUUGUUCACGAGAUUAACGACAGAUUGUUGGCAGUUUUCCCUGGUGAAGAAAAAGAGUAUCUUAGUUCUGACAGUCUAUGCCCUACUGAAGAUGGCAAUGUUGAUCAGCAAAAUAUAUAUUCUCCUGACGUGCUCAAUGGUCUCAAAGUGUCUGGUUUACCAAAUCAUAGGUUAGUGCUUAAAGUUGGGGUUCCAGUAAUGUUGUUGCGAAAUAUUGACCAACGAAAUGGUUUGUGUAACGGUACAAGGUUAAAGGUCACAAAACUUUACAGCCGUGUUAUUGAAGCUGAGAUAAUUUCUGGUGGUAAUAUUGGUUCUCGGACAUUCAUACCUAGAAUCAAUUUGGUACCUUCGGACCGAAAGAUUCCUUUUGCAUUUCAAAGGAGGCAAUUUCCAAUAACUGUAUGUUUUGCAAUGACGAUUAACAAAAGCCAGGGACAGUCGCUAUCUAAGGUUGGGUUGUACCUAAGACAACCAGUUUUCACACAUGGUCAAUUGUACGUAGCUUUAUCCAGGGUUACAAGACGAGAUGGAAUCAAGUUACUAAUACUUGACAAUGAUGGCAGGCCUACAAAUAAAACAACCAAUGUCGUAUAUAAAGAGAUAUUCAAUGGAUUGUGA